CUGAGCCAUCUCGGGUGUGUCGCCCAAAGGACGUUGGACAAUCUAGACGAGGCUGACAUUAGACGGUCUAAACGAGCCUGACUGCCGCAGUGCUAAUCUCAGCGGUGUCCUUGCCCCUGGCGAAGAGUUUCAAACAACCGUCCUUUCCUGCUUUAGCAUCGACAGCGGGGCAGGCGGGCGGCGCGUGUCAUGUCGAUGGAGACCCUAGAGGCGGUUCAUUUCGAGGAUGCGAGCGAGGUGCGAGACGGAUGCCGGACGCAAUGGUCUACGCACGGCAACUGUCAAGUGUUGUCAAGUGCUGUCAAGCGUUGUCAAGUGCCGUCAAGUGCCGUCAAGUGCCGUCAAGUGCUGUCAAGCGCUGUCAAGCGCUGUCAAGCGUUGUCAAGUCUGCAUGUUGCAGCUGCGCGGCGAUGUGGAGGCGCAAAAGGCAGGGGCUUCGAACGAGAAGGAAAGGAUUCGAAACAGGAAGGAGGGAUUCCCAGCGAGAAGGAAAGAGUUUCGAAACAAGAAGGAAUCGCGGGAGAUUAUUCGAGAUGCUGGCGGCAUUCUUGCCCUGGCCACAUCAACGUUCCGUCAAUCUGAAACAAAUGCAGGAUGCAUGCAUGAAUCAAAACACGGACAUCAGACCACAACAGGUUGUGCACAAGAUGCGAUUCACAGCGAACCCCUGUUUUGCGGGACGACAGUCGGUAGCGAAGACGCCCGAGGACCGUCUAGCGUGACGAACCGUCGUUCAUGAAGCGCGUGUUGGCACGGUGGCCCAUCUUGCAGCUGUUGAGUGCGAAAUGGCACGGUGGUCCAUCUUGCAGCUGUUGAGUGCGAAA
Messenger RNA from Didymella exigua CBS 183.55, 824 nucleotides. RefSeq lists its product as uncharacterized. The transcript has a single exon. Bases 227 to 739 code for a protein of 170 amino acids. The record is from RefSeq and is a predicted model, not a curated record. Lineage: Eukaryota; Fungi; Ascomycota; Dothideomycetes; Pleosporales; Didymellaceae.